Molecule: messenger RNA, 3638 nt
Organism: Lampris incognitus (smalleye Pacific opah)
Lineage: Eukaryota; Metazoa; Chordata; Actinopteri; Lampriformes; Lampridae
Product: MAU2 chromatid cohesion factor homolog
Exons: 18
Coding region: 1-1797 (598 amino acids)
Biological process (GO): mitotic sister chromatid cohesion; maintenance of mitotic sister chromatid cohesion
Cellular component (GO): SMC loading complex; chromatin
Molecular function (GO): double-stranded DNA binding; protein binding
Source: RefSeq, a predicted model, not a curated record
AUGGCGUCCAACGUAGAGGCCCCGGAGCCUUGGUACCUCGCCCUGCUCGGUUUCGCGGAGCAUUUCCGAACUUCAAGUCCGCCCAAAAUCCGACUGUGUGUGCACUGUCUGCAAGCGGUGUUCCAGUUCAAGCCCCCGCAAAGGAUCGAGGCCCGGACGCACCUCCAGCUUGGCUCGGUCCUCUACCACCACACCAAGAACAGCGAGCUAGCGCGGAGCCACCUGGAGAAAGCGUGGUUUAUAUCUCAACAGGUCCCCCAGUUUGAAGAUGUCAAAUUUGAGGCUGCGAGUAUUUUAUCGGAGCUCUUCUGCCAACAGAAUUUGGUGGAUUCUGCAAAGCCACUUUUACGCAAGGCCAUUCAGAUUUCACAGCAAACACCUUACUGGCACUGCAGGCUUCUGUUUCAGUUGGCGCAACUUCAUACACUAGAGAAAGACUUGGUGUCAGCGUGUGACCUGCUGGGGGUUGGAGCUGAAUACGCCAGAGUGGUGGGCUCUGAGUACACCAGGGCAUUGUUUCUCCUAAGUAAAGGAAUGUUGCUGCUGAUGGAGAGGAAGCUUGGGGAGGUACACCCUCUGCUAACACUGUGCGGGACCAUUGUAGAGAACUGGCAGGGGAACCCCAUCCAGAAAGAGUCCCUCAGGGUCUUCUUCCUGGUUUUACAGGUCACACACUACCUGGAUGCUGGACAGGUGAAGAGUGUGAAGCCAUGUCUGAAGCAGUUGCAGCAAUGCAUCCAGACCAUAUCCACCCUCCACGAUGACGAGAUCCUGCCCAGUAACCCAGCAGAUCUCUUCCACUGGUUGCCCAAAGAGCACAUGUGUGUCCUUGUCUACCUGGUAACAGUAAUGCACUCCAUGCAAGCAGGCUACCUGGAGAAGGCUCAGAAGUAUACAGACAAGGCCCUCAUGCAGCUUGAGAAACUAAAAAUGUUGGACUGCAGCCCCAUCCUCUCGACUUUCCAAGUCAUUCUACUGGAGCACAUCAUCAUGUGUCGUCUUGUCACUGGUCACAAGGCUACUGCGUUACAAGAGAUCUCACAGGUGUGUCAGCUUUGCCAACAGUCUCCCAGGUUAUUCACCAACCAUGCUGCUCAACUACACACACUAUUAGGUCUGUAUUGCAUCUCUGUGAACUGUAUGGACAAUGCAGAGGCACAGUUUACCACAGCCUUACGGCUCACCACCCAUCAGGAAUUAUGGACAUUUAUUGUGACCAACUUGGCCAGUGUCUACAUCAGGGAAGGAAACAGACACCAGGAGCUUUACAGUCUUCUAGAGAGAAUAAACCCAGACCACAAUUUCCCUGUCAGCUCCCACUGUCUCCGUGCUGCAGCCUUCUACAUCAGGGGACUCCUGUCCUUCUUCCAAGGACGCUACAAUGAGGCCAAACGUUUCCUGAGAGAAACCCUGAAGAUGUCAAAUGCUGAGGACUUGAACAGACUGACGGCCUGCUCUCUGGUUCUGCUGGGCCAUAUCUUCUACGUACUGGGAAAUCACAGAGAAAGCAACAACAUGGUUGUACCGGCCAUGCAGCUGGCCAGCAAGAUCCCUGACAUGUCUGUUCAGCUGUGGUCUUCAGCACUCUUGAAAGACUUAAAUAAGGCUCUGGGCAACACCAUGGAUGCCCAUGAAGCUGCACAGAUGCACCAGAACUUCUCUCAGCAGCUGCUGCAAGAUCACAUCGCUGCCUGUAGCCUCCCUGAACAUAACCUCAUCAGCUGGACUGAUGGACCUCCUCCUGUCCAGAUCCAAGCCCAAAAUGGACCCACCACCAGCCUGGCAAGCUUACUCUGAGGAUCCCUCUGCCUCACAUGUAACUUGAGCUGUGUGGAAUCAGAUUUGUGUCAGUAUAAUCAAACAAAACUUCUUGAAUAUCAAACAAACAAAAAUCUGAGCGAGAAUAAAACUCACUGAAGCAAAAAUAAUCUCAGAAGUAAAAAUUAUGGGGGGCCUCUGGGUGGCGUGACGGUCUGCUCCAUUACCUGCCAGCAUGGGGAUCGCCGGUUCGAAUCCCCAUGUUACCUCCGGCUUGAUCAGAUGUCCCUACAGACAAAAUUGGCCGUGUCUGGGUGGGAAGCCGGAUGUGGGUAUGUGUCCUGGUUGCUGCACGAGCCUUCUCUGGUCAGUCGGGGCACCUGUUCGAGGGGGGGUGGGUGAGUAGCGUGAUCCUCCCACACGCUACAUCCCCCUGGCGAAACUCAUCACUGUCAUUGAGGUUUCUCAGAUUCUUUAUAUAUAUAUAUAUUUAAAAAGUUUUGUCUGAUUAUAUUGACACAAAUGUGAUUCUAUAGAGCUGGUACAUAAUAAAUUGUGACAAAUGCCUGAUUACCUGCUGCCAGCAGCCCCUGUAGUUGAGUCUUGGAAUGACUUAAAAAGGAGUAUGUUCUUGUUCAAGGCCUUCCUGUUUAUUAUCUUCGCAAGGUGGCUUCCUGAUAGUCUAGCUCUCAGUUCAGUAAUAUGUCCGAAAAAAUACUGUCACUACUGUUGUAUAGUCAUUACACCCUUCCAGAUGACCACAGAUGCUUACUGAGUGGAGAGGCAAGGUGAGGCAUUUCAUUGGAUUGGUGAGGGACACGCAGCAACAUUAAACAAAGGGCUGUUUUGCCUGAGACAUCGUUUCACCCUUUUUUACGUCGAGCCAGGUUUCUUUUCCUUUCAUUGGAAAAUAACAAGGGUACGUCACGGGACAGUAGCAGAAGUUUAGAAGAAACUAAUUUAUUCAUGUUGAUAUUUUUGUAACUGUUGGUAAAUAUUUUACAGCUUGGACUUUUGUCUGUAUGAAUGCUAUUUUUCCUUGUGCAUGGAAGUUACUGAUGUUGACUCCCUGUUGUUGCUGAUCCAAGCUGCGAAGGAGUGGCCAUUGGUUGAUCAUAUGUUGCACAGUGUCCAUAUUAGAAAUUAUAACAAUAGAAACAGCUUUCAUUUGUUCUAACAAAACAAGUUGAAGAAUUUCAUACUGUAAAAAGCUCAGUUGACUGAGAACGCUACUGUUUUGAGACAUUGGUGCACUGUAUGCAGUUCUUAAAUGAACCAGCAGAUGUCUCUCUCUAGUCAACUGUUGAUCAUCAGUGUUGUAAAUGCUCUUAAAAAAAAACAAAAAAUAACAUUUGGCUGGAAUGGCAGACGAAUUGUGAUCUUUUUUUAAUACACAUUCAACUCAUGUAUAUUUUUGAAGUCUGAACCUGUUCAUAUAUUCACUUUUACAAAGUAUGUUAGAGUUUUGGACCUUAACAGUAAUCUUCAGAUAUUCAAAAGUAAAUUUUAUUUUGUAAUAUUUUAAUUUGUUGCAAUAGUUGUAGUGAAAUGGUUUUCUUUACAGUAUGUAUAGAUUUGCCUCUUGUUGAACCUUUUAUUGUACAGUGACAUUUUAUAAAGUCAAUUUAGUAAAGUGUGAUACGUAUUUUUAGCUAUCCUAUGUAGAAAUCAAACUCGGUGCUUGGUAUCUGAGGCACCCUGUAAGAACACAUUUUAAGCUUAAGUACUGGCCAUAAUCUAUCCAACACAUGUUUUUAUUGCUUACAUCAUUUUCAACAAUUUUCCAAUAAAAUGAUUGCAAAUCGUCAUUUGACUUACACAUCAGUUUGGGGGAGUUAAUCUGCUGAUUGCCUUGAUUUGAAUAAACAAAUGGUCUUUAA